AUGUACACCAUAUCGGGCAAUACUAUCAUGAUAAACGACCCUGAACUACUUCGGGACAUAUUCAUCAAGGACUUUCACGUGUUUCCCGACCAUAUUAACAAUAUUUACUUUGGUAGUUCCCAUAUGAGCAAGGGCCUAUUUUUCCUAAAAGGUGGUGAUGAUUGGAAAAGGAUCCGGAAUAUAAUUACCCCGGCGUUUACAUCCGGAAAAUUACGGUCAAUGAUGGGACCCAUAUCCGACAUAACCAACCGGUUGGUGGAUAUGCUUGUGAAGUACGAAAGGACAGACUCGGAAAAGUCGGACAAAGACUUCGGAUACGACUCUAUCAGUGACGAUGACCCUAACGAUCCGACCACCGGACAGACCCCUACCACCAAAAUACCGGUCGGGAAACUAACGACCGAUGAAAUCGUGGCCCAAAGCACGCAGUUUUUCCUCGCCGGGUACGACACGUCCAGCGCCGCCCUAUCCAACGCCAUAUACUACUUGUCUGAGCACAAGGACUGUCAACAAAAACUGUUUGACGAGUUGGACGGUUGCGGCGAUUUGUCGGUCGAAAGUGUUUUGCAAUUAAAGUACUUGAAUGGUGUCGUCAAUGAGACCCUACGACUCGCUCCCUCAUUCGUACAGCUAUUCCGUACAUGCGUUAAGGACUAUAAGCUUGGUCAUACCGGGAUAACCCUACCCGCGGACACUGAUGUACUUAUCAGCCCCUAUGCUAUACAACGGGACCCUGAAUAUUGGCCUAACCCGGAUGCUUUCAUACCGGAGCGUUUCAUAGAUCCCAAACACCAUCCCUAUGCCUACGUAACCUUUGGUGCUGGACCUAGACUUGGUACCAGGGUUUAA
This is a messenger RNA of Oppiella nova, 849 nucleotides long. NCBI's taxonomy places the organism in Eukaryota, Metazoa, Arthropoda, Arachnida, Sarcoptiformes, Oppiidae. The record is from the annotation of a GenBank genome assembly.